Messenger RNA from Diabrotica balteata, 1253 nucleotides. Lineage: Eukaryota; Metazoa; Arthropoda; Insecta; Coleoptera; Chrysomelidae. The record is from the annotation of a GenBank genome assembly.
ACAUGCCAUCGAGGAAAUGGCAACAAAAGUAAACAUUGGGAUAUUUUAAAAUUAAAAAAUGAUAUGUAGAUAACAAGUGUACUAACAAAACUAACCCUUUUAAAUUUUCAGUGCUCGAGUAAAAAUAACCAAAUUUAAAAUGAAACCAGAUUUUUUAUAUUUAAUACCGAGUGCGUUAACUGUAGUAUAUGCAACCUAUGGAAGUUGGUUCCUGAUUGCUGAAAUAUUUACUACUUUAAUACCUUUAACUUUAAUAUUUACUGGAAUUUUAGUAGGCAUUGUAGUUAUAUUUAGAGUUCCUCCUCCCGAAAAAGACACAGUUGAAGCUAUCUUGGGUAAAGAAAUUGAUGAUCCCACAGGAGAUAAUGGAUUUGUUAUUAAGACAGUAGCUCACAGAGGAGCUGGCCUGGACGCUCCAGAGAAUACAAUAGAAGCCUUUAAAAAAUGCCAUGAAAAAGGAUGUGAUGUGAUAGAGAUAGAUGUGAUCCUCACAUCUGAUGGCGUACCAGUUGUUUUCCAUGACUCAAAUUUAGAAAGAAUGGCUGACUUGAAUAUUGUAGUAAAGGAUAUGAAGUACGAAGAUUUGGCCAAAAUUGACAUUUCAGUGAAACAUGCUUACAGAGAUUCAUUUCCUAAUUCUCAUGUACCAACAUUAGAGCAGGCUGUAGAACAAAUGCUUGGGAUGGGACAAAGAAUUUUCAUUGAUAUUAAAGAAAAUAACAAUAAGAUGGUUCCUGUAAUACUGAAAUUGUUUGAAAAGUUUCCCGAGUUGAAUCAGAAAGCUGUAAUCACAUCAUUUUUCCCUAAUAUCAUUUAUUUGAUUAGAAGAAACAAGCCAGAAAUAGUUGGAUGUUUGGCAUGGCAACCCUGUAUUUUCAAGAAAGUUAGUGAAGGCCACGGAGAAGGCAACAUAAAACAAUUUAAAGCUUUAAUAAAAAGGUAUUUAGUUUGGAUGUGUGAUAUGUUGCAUUCAUGGGCACUGCCAAGAAUAACUUACUAUCUCUUAGGAUUAUCAGUUAUUUUAUUGCACAAGGAUUCUGUCUGUAGUCAUGCGGUUCAAGAUUGGAGGUCAAAAGGAGUCCGCGUAAUGGCCUGGACAGUUAACAGUCCCAUAGAAAAGCAAUAUAUAAGCCGUAUUCUUAAGGUCACUUACCUCACUGAUACACUCACAGGUGAAACUACAAUUCACAGCACUUUGCAAUCUUAAUAGAGUGAUUUUAAAAUAGUAAAUGUUUAAAAUAUGCAAAUGGAUC